AUGAACGACGAGGUGAGUGAGAAGGUGAGCGAGAAGGUGAGCGAGAAGGUGAGCGACGGGGUGAGCGACGGGGUGAGCGACGGGGUGAGUGAAGAGGUGAGCGAGAAGGUGAGCAGUGAGGUGAGCGAAGAAGUGAGCGAGAAGGUGAACGAAAAGGUGAGCGACGGGGUGAGUAAAGAGGUGAGCGAGAAGGUGAGCGGUGAGAUGAGUGAGGAAGUGGGAGGUGAGGUGAGCGAUGAGAUGCGUCAAGAGGUGCACGAGGAGGUAAGCGAGAAGGUGCACGAGGAGGUAAGUGAAAAGGUGAGCGGUGAGGUGAGCGAAGAGAUGAGUGAGGAGGUGAGAGAUGAGGUGAGCGAGAAGGUGAGCGAUGAGGUGCGUCAAGAGGUGCACAAGGAGAGCCAGUUGUGA
This is a messenger RNA of Phymastichus coffea, 408 nucleotides long. Its product is annotated as probable inactive protein kinase DDB_G0270444. The coding region runs from base 1 to 408 and encodes 135 amino acids. The transcript has 2 exons. The record is from RefSeq and is a predicted model, not a curated record. NCBI's taxonomy places the organism in Eukaryota, Metazoa, Arthropoda, Insecta, Hymenoptera, Eulophidae.